Molecule: messenger RNA, 3448 nt
Organism: Haplochromis burtoni (Burton's mouthbrooder)
Lineage: Eukaryota; Metazoa; Chordata; Actinopteri; Cichliformes; Cichlidae
Product: zinc finger protein OZF
Exons: 3
Coding region: 237-1466 (409 amino acids)
Biological process (GO): regulation of transcription by RNA polymerase II
Molecular function (GO): DNA-binding transcription factor activity, RNA polymerase II-specific; RNA polymerase II cis-regulatory region sequence-specific DNA binding
Source: RefSeq, a predicted model, not a curated record
CCACCGGAAGUACAAUAGAAGAGAAAUGACGGAAAUGACGCAAUGGUUACUGUUUAGCAUGUCUAGUGUUCGGGUUUCAGAGUGAUUGUUUUUGAAGAAAUCUGCUAACAAGUUAAAAAAAGAAAAAGAAAAAACGAUCGUCCGGCAUGAGAAGGAGACCAGCCGUCAGCUCAGACUGCUGGACAUCAGCUGGAAACCCGACAUAAAGCCACACAUUACAGUCCUCCCACAUCAACAUGAAUUGUGAGGAAGAGGAGGGUGUGGAUGAUCAGCAGGUCUGUAACCAGGAGAGGAAUUCCAGUCUGGACCAAAAUGACCCAGAGCCUCCACAGAUUAAAGAGGAACAGGAGGAAGUCUGCACCGGUCAGGAGGCCGAAGGCAUCAUCGUCUGGACCGGAAAAGAGCGGCUCAGACUGCUGGAUACCAUUUGGAAACCUGAAAUAAAGCUACACAGAAUAGACCUCCACCAGCAGGAUAUCGGUAAGGAAGAAGAAGUUGUCACAGAUCAGCAGGUCUGUAACCAAGAGAGGAACUCCAAUCUAGACCAGGAGGAUCCAGAACCUCUGCAGAUUAAAGAAGAACAGGAGGAAAUCUGCAUCAGUCAUGAGGAAGAACCGCUUGUAUUGAAGGAGGAGACUGAGACCUUUAUGGCUGCUUCUACUUACGAGGAAUGUAAAUCAGAACCAAACAGUGACCAGUUCCUUUUUCACAACUCUCCUGACCCAGAGAGCCUAGAACAAGAAGAAAGCGAGCAUGUGGACUUAGCAUCAAGUAAAAAAUUAUUAAAAUGUGACACUUGUGGAAAAUUUUUUCAGUAUCAGUCCAAACUUAAUAGACAUCUGAGAGCUCACACAGGUGAGAAGCCAUAUUUUUGUGUCACAUGUGGGAAGAGAUUUAGUCAGAUGAUACACUUAAGAAAGCACAUCAGAAUUCACACAGGUGAGAAGCCUCAUCCUUGUAGCAUCUGUGGAAAUAAGUUUAAUGACAUGUCAGCAUUCAAAUCACACAUGAGAAUUCAUACCGGUGAAAGACCAUAUUCUUGUAGCACCUGUGGGAAAAGUUUUAGCCAAAUGAUACACUUGAAAAUUCACAUGAGAGUUCACACAGGCGAAAAGCCGUAUUCUUGUGAUAUGUGUGAUAAAAGAUUCACUAAUUUGAUAAACUUGAAAACACACAUAAGAAUUCACACAGGAGAGAAACCACAUUCUUGUAACAUCUGUGGGAAAACCUUUCGUCAGAAUUCGACGUUGCAAACUCAUCUAAGAAUCCACACAGGUGCGAAACCAUAUUCUUGUAGCACCUGUGGAAAAAGAUUUAGUCAUAUUAAAAACCUGACAACUCACUCAAGAAUUCACACAGGUGAGAAGCCAUAUACUUGUAGCACCUGUGGGAAAAAUUUCGGUCAGUUGACUCAUUUAAAAAGUCACAUGAGAAUUCAUACUACCUUACAAAAUGUGGCAGAGUAGGAGUGUGUGACUGUUAGAAUGCAUAGUGAGGAAAAUCACACCUACCCCUGAGGGGAAAAAAAGAUGACCUUAUAUUCUGGUCAGUAUGGAAUAGCUUUUAAUAAUAGUCAUUCAAGUUGGCUGUGUUUUUGUUCUGAUGUAAUUGGAAGCCCAGUUUUAUAAAGGGUCUCAAAUAAGCCAGUUUUUAGAACAUUUCAUACUGAACUAUCUUCAAUAUGUAUUAACAUUUCACUGUAGAAAUUUUAAACCUGUAUAACCAGUCCUGUGAAAUUUUAGCUUCAUAUAUUAAACAAAAACAAAACAAAGUUAUAUGUUUUAAGUUACUUUCAAAACUUAAAUGGUUUCUAACUAAGUCGUAAAGUGAUAAUAUUCUAUUUUCAUUCAGCUUUCAAGCAUUUGAGCAAAUACGAUAAAUGUUUUAACGAAAACAAAAAUAUCCGUAAAGAGUUUAAUCUGAAUAGAACAAGUUUCUAGAUGGUUGUGUAAUUACAACUCAGAAAAUAAUUUCAUUAGAUAUUUGCAUGUUUCUCCUAGGACCUGCCGUCCACAUAUGUGGACAUCACAUUUUGGGUUAUUUAGACCAAAAUACUAAAUUUUGCUCAACAAUGGCCUGAUAUCCACUAACGAGGACAUUAUACUGCUACUGUUCUAUCGAAAUUUUAAACAAAUAUCCUCAUAUGUGGCUCUCAUUUUUCUUAGAAACAAAAAUCAGGUAAAAAAAAAAAUCUGGUAAUUCUUUGUUUUUACAUUCAUCAGGUCCCAAUAUGCCCCGAUAUCAAAGAGAAAUUAAAAAUGCAUGCCGUGGAAGAGUUUGGGUCUUAGGAGGUUAAUCAAAUCAUUAAAUCUGAUUUUUAUCAAAACAGAAAGUUUCUGUUGAGCCUUCUCCAAUUUACAUAACAAUGUUAUGUUUCAAAGUGUGGGCAUAUUUUCCCUCUUUUCAUAUUUUAACAAGAAUUAUCAGAGUUGUCCAAAAGCAGUAUUUUUUUCCUCUUCUGCCUGUCAGCUUAGACAUUGUCAUAUUAUAAUAUACUAUGUUAAUCUAAUAACUGAAAUAACACAAAUAAAAUGAUGAAAUAAGCCAAUAAAAGAAACAUAAACAAGAGGAGCCUAUAGAGACUUCAUGGAAUGUAUCUUGGAAAAGCUACAUAUGUUUGGCACAAAAGUGAUUUUUACACCAUAAUUCGUAUUUUAAAAGCUGAUUGACUGGACAGGAUUUAAUUUCUUAAAAAGCAUCAAAUUAAAUUUCUAUAAAAACAAAAAGUUUCUGUUGAACCUUUUCUAAUUUGAAUAAAAAUGUUCAGAGUUGUGUAAGCAGUAGGACUCAAAAUGGUAGGUAGGGUAGAGUAGGGGGGGAAAAGGGCUGAAAGUGGGUCAUUGGACCAUUUAAAAAAAACAAAAAAAAAACCUAUUCAAUAUAUGAAACUAAAAUUUCACGGCAAUCAGUAUAAAUGUUUAAAAUUUCUACUGUAAAAUUUUUAUGCAAAUCUGAGAUGGGCUAGCAGAAGUCUUUGUUGAUUUGACACAGACUUACCCAGAAGUCAACAAGUAACAUUUAUUUUUUAGUUUAUGAAUAGCAGGUUUACUCUUCAGCUUCAGAAGCUUUUAUAAGUGCUUUGAAGUCUGCCAUGGAGACAAAGUUCCAGCUUGAAUAUGCUCUGAAGGUUAUUUCAUCACCGAGAUGGAAAAAAAGAAAAUAUUAUUCUACUAAUUUCAUCCUAGUUUUAAAUAUGUUUUAGUUUGAUAUUUUUAUUAGCCACUAAACAGGUUACACUACAUAAGAUUAAAAACUGACAAAGAUCAAGAAACACAUGACAUAUUUUUUUUAUGAACAUUAGUUAUUUUGUGGUGAUAUUUAUUUUAAUGAAGACUAAACUUGAUUUUUAUCCUGUCCUGUAUAUUUAAUCUCUCGCACUGUUUCUUUGUGAUGUGGGUCAUUUAUUGUAAGAUGUCAACACAAUCUAAUUAAAACUUGUGUCGAAUAA